AUGGGGCGUAACAGUCGAAACCUUGCUCGUCGCUCGAAAGAGUCGAAACCGUCGCAGACAGCAGAUAGUGCCAAUGUGGACGCUGGAACAUCUCCGAAUGUCAAUCUCACUAAAGAUCGCCGUCAAGAACAGAGCAAGAACGAAGAACCCGCCUCCUCCGUUUACCCUUUUAUCAGACUCCAGUAUGAGCGCGCUCUCGAGGCCGUCGGCCAGGGAAACCACGCCGAAGCUCUAAGGCUCAUGGAAGAUGCAUGUCUUCGCCAUGAAAACUUUGGCAUUGCCUAUCACGCUCAAAGUAUUGUUCAUUCUCAAGUAGCUUCUCUGAUCGACAACGACAAUACCACCAAGCAACGGCACCUGAAGAGGGCUCUGGAGUCGGCUCGACGGGCGGCUACUUUGUCUCCCAACUCGAUUGAAUUCGCUUCUUCUUACGUGAUUCUACUUUAUGAUUUGUCGAGUGAUGCUAAAGAUUAUGAAUUGGUAGUGAGGGAGUGUGAACGGGCAUUGUCAAUUGAUAACCCGGUCGACCCUGCCAAAGACAGUUUACAAGAGGAGGAGCAAUCAAACGUGUCCACUGCCGAAGUGCGAAUUUCAAUUGUGGGACAGGUAUUGCAGACGCUUAUUGGGAAAUCUAGGUCUGCUUUGGCGGCGCAGAAUCUUGGAGAUGGCGAGGGUAAUCUCAGAGAGACAAUUGAGUCACUUAAGGAGCGGGAAAGGGAAAUCUUGGAUGAACUGGCUGAAGCGAGACAUUCGGAGAAAAUGUUAGAUCCUACGAAUUUGGAAGGUGAUGAAGAGGGGGUGUCUUGUGUGAAUCCCCUGAUCAAUUCUGCGCAUGAUGCCCGAAAGAAACGUGCUACUGAUGCUUUGCUGAGAAAGCUCGACAUAACAGACAAGAAAGCUAAGCAGGCUCUAGAGUAUUGGAAGCCAAUGAGUAUUGAGGAAAAACGUGGACUGCUUGAACUCAGAAUUAGUGAUCUAAGGGAGCAUUUUAGUUCAAUCAAGGGAAGUUCAGUGGCUAAGAUUUUCUCAGAAGCAUUGAAUUUUGCUUUGAUGAACAAGAACUGGAAAUUCUGGCUCUGUUGCCUUUGUACUGACAAGUUUAUAAACUCAGAAUUGCUUUUAGACCAUAUUGAGGAAGAUCACGAGAUGAAUAUCCAAUGGGAGUUUCAACUGGGUGUUGUACCUGAGGAAGUUGAUGCUGCUUGGGCUUGCAUGCUUGUUGAUGGUACAUGGAAGCCAGUCCAUCCCUCAAGAGCUGUGAAAAUGAUUGAAGAACAGUCAAAAUGCCAGUCGGCUAGUCUUCUUGGUAUUAAGGAGUGGCCACUAUCUGAUGAUAUUGAGCGUGAAAAAUUACUUGAAAGGAUCUUUGGCUUGUUCCGAGUGCUCUUGACACACGGCUGUCUUUCUAUGAGCCAUCUUGACAACGUGAGACAGUAUGCCAUGAACCAGCUGCGGAAUUUUGUUCCUGCACAGCAGCUUUGCGUUUAUGGCCUGGACCAAACACCUUUCUGCAUCUGUUUUCUAGGACUUUCCCAGUUAAAGAAGAUCUUUAAGUUCUUGCUUCUUUUGUCUAACCAUUGCCGCUUAAACAUGUAUUCUAAUAAGGACACAGAUGAUAAAUUUAAUGAUCAGAAGGUGCCUGAAAUUUUGGAAAGGGUUGUUUUCAAUAGUGACUCAUCGUGUCUCCUUCUGGGUGAGAAUCUACUGCUAGGUUUUCCCACACAAAAACAUUCUUGUAAUGCUGCUGCUGCAAGUGAUUGUUGUUCUGGAGUCUGUACCAUCAGUGACAAGGAAGCUAAUAUUCCUCCAAGUGAUGAAGAUUUCAUACGUUGGCUGUAUACUUGUAGUCCAAUAGAAAUUCAGUUAGCAUCAUGGAUUCGUCAGCAAGAUUCAGUGAAAACUGAAGGAAUCAACAUUUUUAUUAAAAUGGAGAAAGCAUAUAGUAAGAUACAAGAAAUGUGUGUAACAAAAGGUGAACUUUUGAGCCAUUUUGGAGCAUUACAAGCAAUUCAGGCCAUCUGUGUUAAAGAACUUGAGAAGAGGAAACAAGGUGGAGAUUGUGUCCCUCAAAGUUAUGCAUCCCUCCUGAGAAGGCAUCAAGAAGUACUUGUUGGAUCAGAUAAAGAUGCUGUCACAUGCAGCAGUAGAGUUGAGUUAGAUGCUAUAUCAAGUAUACUUGCAGAGACUGAAUCUCAGAAUGUUAAUCAGCUGAAGUGGGAGGAAGGUUUGAUUUGCAUAAGUUCUUGGCCAAGUGAAGUGGAAAGUAGUGAACAUCUAAAUCAAGAAGAUGCUUGCAUUAGAAUUGCUAUUCAGAGGAAAAUUGAGCAGCAGUUUAUGCAGCUCAGCAAAUGUGAUGCAGAUAUGGUGAGAAUUGUUGGUGAUAUGCGUGGCACGUGGAAUGAGUUUGAUAACACAUUUACUGUUGACUAUCGAGCCUUCAUAUUGCCCCUUCUCAAGUUAUUCGUGCAGAAACAAUUGGAUGCUUUGGUAGAGAAAGAUGCAAAGCAGAAGUCAGAUGCAGCAGGUCUAUCUCUUUUAGCUGAGCUUGCACUAGAUGACAAGGAUGAUAACAGAGGUGGCAGUCACGUCAAUCAUCCUAGUAGAAAAUUGAAGGCCAAGAAAAAGAAUAAACCAAAAGUGAAGGGCUCAAAGGUUACUGGUAGCAACGAGGUAAACAUGCUGCCAGAGAGAAGUGCAGAAGUUCACUCCCCCAUAGGCUUUGAGGGUGACCAUCUGGAUGAUGAAAUAAGCAUGAAGGAUUCAAAGCAACGGCAAGAGGAAGAUCUGCAUGCAAUUCAGCUUGAAGCUGAGGAAAGACAGCUCGAAGAGAAAUUGGAGCAUCUAAGGAAGAUUGAGGCUCAAGCCAAGCAGAAUCGACUAGUUAAGCAAAAUAAGAAGUCCGGUGAAUCCAUGCCAUUACAAGCAGAGAACCUUCCCUUAACAAUAAGCCAAGGGGAGGAAUCCUCUGGAGAUCAUAGGGUCUUAUCAGCUGAUGUCAAACUAAAAAAUAUUAGUGGAUCAGAGAUAUUUGGGGCUGGAUUAAAAAAUGAUGUUGGUGAAUAUAACUGCUUCCUGAACGUGGUUAUACAGUCUUUGUGGAAUUUAAGAAGGUUUAGAGACAAGUUUUUGAGUAGACCGACAUCCACGCAUGUGCAUGUUGGAGAUCCAUGUGUUGUGUGCACAUUGCAUGAGACGUUCAAUGCCGUAAGUGCGGCAUGUGAAAAAGUUGGAAGUGAGUCUGUUUCUCCCACCCGUUUGAGAAUUGCUCUGAGCAAUUUGCCUCAUUAUAGGUCUUUCUUCCAAGAAGCAGAGAUGCAUGAUGCUUCUGAAGUUCUGGCAGCAAUUUUAAACUGUCUUCAUCUGGCGUUUGCUUCUGGUUCUGUCAUCUCUGAUACUGAAUUAUCAGCAGGAACCAAAUGCACGGACACUUUUGAUUGUGCUAGUGAAGCUUGUAUAGCUCAUAAAAUUCUUGGAAUGGACGUAUUUGUGAAAAUGAGCUGUUACAAGUGUGGAACUCAUUCCAGACAGUCGAAGUAUACUUCUUUUUUCUACUACAUAAAUGCAAGUACACUCAGAGAAGUGAAGGCUGCUUAUCCGGAAGACCCUUUUGAUCUACAUCUGAAGCUUGUUACAAUGGAUGUAUUGACUUGUGAGGUAGGAGACUGUGGCGAAAUUGGCUAUCUCCAAUACAUUCUUUCAACUCCUCCACGCGUGUUUGUGACAGUUAUUGGUUGGCAGAGUGCCAGUGAGAGUAAAAGGAAUAUAUCUAGAACAUUGAAAGCUCUGUCUACUGAGAUAGAUAUAGGUGUCAUCUUCAACGGAAUAGAUCGAGGGAAUAUUCAUUCCCUUACAUCAAUGGUUUGCUACCACCAAGAACAUUAUAUCAGCGUGGCUUACAGCCGUGCCUCCGGAAAGUGGAUCAUGUACGAUGACAGAACCGUGAAGGGUGUUGGCUGCUGGGACGAUGUUCUUUCCAUGUGCAAAAGAGGGCGCUUCCAAGUUCAGGUUCUCUUUUUCGAAGCUGCAAACUAGUUUUAUAGUAGCAUCAGAAUUCAUAGCAAACUAGUGGAUACGGAGUGAUUUUUCCUUGUAGCAUACAUAAAUACAUUUGUACGGAGAACAGAUUACAGAUGUGCAGUAACAAGAAGUUUAAUAUAGGAAAAGCAUAUUCCAAUACAGCCGGAACAA
This is a messenger RNA of Diospyros lotus (date-plum), 4188 nucleotides long. RefSeq lists its product as uncharacterized. Gene Ontology annotation, molecular function: cysteine-type deubiquitinase activity; protein binding. The coding region runs from base 1 to 4032 and encodes 1343 amino acids. The transcript has 11 exons. NCBI's taxonomy places the organism in Eukaryota, Viridiplantae, Streptophyta, Magnoliopsida, Ericales, Ebenaceae. Gene Ontology annotation, biological process: protein deubiquitination. The record is from RefSeq and is a predicted model, not a curated record.